CACCCAUUCAGUUGAUAGCUGAUAACGUGCGGUUAAAGACUUGCUUUUACCUUGGAUUUACAUUACAAAAGGGACAGCUGGAAUAUGUUUCCACCACGAAAAACCGCUGCAAUAAUAUAUCUGGUUUUACUUAUUUCCAAGACGUACACCCAGUCUUCACAACAAAUAUUCUAUAAGACAUUUGAUACCCUAGAUUUAGGGCUUGAGAUCGCCGAUGUCCAUUAUGAUCCUAUGCACAAUAUUUAUCCAGUUAUUCAUCUACCUAGCUCUUGCCCAUUUAGCCCCGUAGAAUCCUGUGAUGACAGGGAUUUUUACUGGGAACUGAUUGAAGAGCGAUGCAAUCUGAGUGCCUAUUGUCCAAGCGGAACACAUGCGCAGUGUGUGGAAAACAAAGAAAAUGCUUGGAAUGACGUGCUUUUGUUGUGCGGACCAGUUGGGAACUGUGAUAGAGAUGCUCGGGGUGUUGUAUACUUUGACAAGAGCCAACCAAACGUGUAUCUUCUUGGUAAAAAGAAAUGUGAAGAUGGUCACUAUCACUCUAAUGAUAAGAUUUGCUUUGGUGAUUGUACCUUAGAUAACAAGAUUCGUAUACUUCAUAAAAGUACACCAUUAACACCAGCUUUGGUAUUUUGUAACUACCAGAUUGAUUACUGCAACGCUGAAAAGCCGAAAAUCUUUAAGCUAACAGAUUAUUCCGACACAUGUUACUUAGCAUAUGAAAGAGAGCACCCACCAUGCCCUCCUGGAACGGAAAGAUUGUCUGACUGUUCAUGUGCCGACCUGUGUAGUGACGGAUAUGUCAGGGAUCCAACAAACGAUUUUAAAUGCAAAAUAAGUUCGCAACUUCUUGUUUCUACGGAUGAAGAUCUUUUUAGAACGAAGAUUAAUAUUGAACAUCAUGCAGAAGGGCUACGUCUGUCUUGGAGAUUUUCCUUUGAAAAUGGGAUUUGUGUCAAUAUUCUAAAGGUAAAGUACCGGAAGGCAGGGAGAAUCCGAGAACAUUCUUUAGAUGACAUUAUUUUAGAUAAUGGGUAUCCUGAACAUAUUGAUAUUGAACCAUUGUUUCCCGGAAAAACAUACGUCAUCAUAGUUAAGGUUAUAUAUGAACAUGAUGGCAACUUGAGGAACAUUACUUUACAAAGAACAGGAACAGUGCGACCAAAUCCCGUUGAUAAUUUAACAGUUCGUUUUACUGGUAGAAACAUAGAGUUAAGAUGGGAGACUCCAAAAGGAAGUAGACAUGAUCACUAUAGUGUAGAAUACCGGAUGGUUCGGAGAAAUCGGAAACCUUCCUGGUUAAAUAACACAACUCGUGAUUGUAAAUAUACAUUGCAUCACCCUUUCCCAGGGGAAGAAUACGAAAUUCGUGUUCAUUCCGUAAGCAGUCGUACUUCUAGUGUGGACAGGGCUGUAAGUCUAGUCAUCCCGCCACUGCCACCUGAAACACUUCAUGAUCAUUUCCCGUCGCCGUCUACACAUGAUGUGACUGUAUUCUGGUUUAAAAAUGACACAAGGAGUCACGUAGAAAAAUGGAAUCUGAGAUAUAACUCAAGUAACGGUGACAACGGUCAGAUGGAUAUACCUCUUCCGGACAAUGGAAACCGUGUGCAGGCUACAUUUUCCAAUUUUCAAAGUGGGCAAACAUAUAGGAUUUUUGUAUAUAGUCUAGUCGGUGCUAUGUGGUCAGCCGUGCCUGUUCACAUCGAUAUCAAAAUACCUGUAAAAGAGGAGAAUGGAGGUGUUCACAAUGUGAUGUGGAUAAUUUUAG
Mercenaria mercenaria is the source of this 1768-nucleotide messenger RNA. RefSeq lists its product as uncharacterized. The record is from RefSeq and is a predicted model, not a curated record. NCBI's taxonomy places the organism in Eukaryota, Metazoa, Mollusca, Bivalvia, Venerida, Veneridae. The annotation marks the transcript as partial. The transcript has 8 exons. Gene Ontology annotation, molecular function: protein binding.